GUAUCGUGUGCUACACCUGGGGGGUGGAAGUUACCUCAUUCUUCCUCAGGCUACAGUACGGGUGCAGUGAUGCCUCAGAAUGGUAUGAACUACGUGGGCAGAAGAGGAGGAACGCGUCACAACACCUGGAAAGCCAGCAGUCAGGUCCCAAGCACAGGUUGGGUUAAUGGAGCCAUUGUUCACAAUGGCUACCCGGCUGCUGCUACAGGAACCAGUGAGACGACACCAGCUGGCACACUGAAUGGUACCAAACCACAGUGCAUGGUUAAUGGUUAUAUUAACCAUGGGUACAAGGGCAAGAGUACAAGAGCUGCACCCCCAAGAACCCCCAGGAAACAAGGAAGUAUGAUUUCAGUUGUCACUGAUGCCUCAGCAGCUGGCAGGGGUCGCAGUGCGAGAACUCCAGGUGGUAUCUCAGUGGAAGGGCCCACCAGUCUAGACACUGUUGCUUCGCCAUGUAAUUCUGACCGAACUGCACCACGACCCAGCGGGUCAACAGCAUCAAGGAACCCAAGAAGAAGAGAGAAAUUUAGAAGGAAGAAGAGAGACAGUGAAGUCCUCUGGCCGGAGGUGCCACUACCGAUGCCACAACAAGAGGCAGAGGACUGGGAAAAAGAGACCCAAGAGAUCACACUGACUGACUGGGAAGAGAACUGUUUUGAUGUCACACCCUACGGUCCACAAGAUGCGAUCCCUUGUUCUUUGAGGGACUUGACACUCAAGCAAAUGGACACAGUUGGCCUGCCAGUGACAGCCAGUUACACACCAGCCGUACAUCACCCACUCCCCAUCACGUGGUCCCCCUACAGCAUUCCCACUGAGCCUGACCAGUUUGCAGACGCUGACGAUGCAGUAGGGCCAAUAAGCAGCGGAUGCGGCUGGUGCCCGGCUGCAGGCGGCCCUCUCAAUGGUCUCUCCCACCAUGAAAGCGUUGGUGGAUGCUGUAUGGGCGGUGUGGAGCAUCGGGGCCUCCAUUUAUGACUACAUCCACACCAACGCCAUGGAGGAGCGCAUCCACGCCCUGGAGAACGUCAUCACCAUCCACCAGUGUGUGAUUGGACUUCUGUCAGCAGGCGUAUUGGUACUCUUCACCUACAUCCUCUUCAAGAAGCUCUGAAGAUGUGUGGAGUGGUGGGCUGGGGGUGACGUGGGGGUGGUAGACCGACAGUAUUUUUACUGACGCUGACAGAUUACAUGUGCCAGUAUUCAAAAUAUUCAAAUUUUUAUUGAAGGGACAGCUCACCCCAAAAUUGAAACAAUAUAUCUUUCUUCUUACCUGUAGCGUUGUUUAUAAGUCUAGAUUGUUUUGGUGUGAGUUGACUAGAUGGCACUCGGCUUGUGGCACUCGAAUCUCCAAACAUUUGAAACACUCGCUGACUGUAUUACUGUGCUGAAGGAAGUGUGCAUCUACUCAUUGAAGAGAGGCCUGUGCUCCAGAUGUACACAUUAAUGGCGUCCUCCUCGGCUGAGCAGUAGCCAAACAGCAUCCUCCGGGGCUGGAAAAUGAAGCCAAUGUGAAGUUCUUUGAGGUCACUUGAGGCUAGCUCCAAAAGCGAGCCCAUCCCCACAGACCCCCAUGUUAAAAUGCCCAACUUUACAGCAGAUCUCUGUAGCUCAUUUCAACAUUCGUGACAACUGUGUCGUGCAGGGGAGGGUAAUAAAAAAUACGUUUUGAGUGACAGACUGCCUGCGAGUCAUCACUGCAGUCUGAGUCCGACCCACCCCUCGCUCUUCUACAGCUCCACCCUCUCGUCCAAAUAUGGUCACCUCUGUUUCCAAAAAUCCAAGAUGGCGACGGCCAAAAUGUCACACUUGAGGCUUCAAAAUGGCAGUCCACAAACCAAUGAGUG
Epinephelus lanceolatus (giant grouper) is the source of this 1850-nucleotide messenger RNA. RefSeq lists its product as uncharacterized. NCBI's taxonomy places the organism in Eukaryota, Metazoa, Chordata, Actinopteri, Perciformes, Serranidae. The record is from RefSeq and is a predicted model, not a curated record.